CGCGAACUGUGACAUUAGCAGAACAGAUAAAGGCCUGAAGGGUAACUAUAUAGCGUAUAUAGGUUUUACAUAGUUUGUAAUUGCACCAGCAAAUUAGCUGUACCAAAUGGACGAAGACGAAACCACGCUUCAACAAAGAUUGGCUUCGCUAUUAGAAUCGAUCAAUUUACUAAAGACUGAAAGAGACGAACUCAAGGAUAAGAUUGGGAAACAGCAAUUAAACAGUAGUUCAUCUUACUCUACUCACUCCGGUUCAUCUCGUUCUAGUUACACAUCAUUUAAUAUAAAAGACUCUUGUGAAGACAUUCGGGAAUCUAUAAUUAACACAACUAAGCAACUCGAACGCAGUGAACGCUUGUAUAGAAUUAACGUCCAAGGAUUAGAAAAUGGGGUAAGCGUAUUGGGUUUAGCAUCCACUCUUUUAUCUGACACUUUUAUUCAAGUGUAGUUUUUGCCUGCAGGGUGAGUAUAACGACUGCCGUUUUUUGGGGGGUAAUUUUCCUUUCCUUGUUGUUGUAUUAAUUAUAACCUGGUCUUCAUCGCUACUGUAUCCAUAGAGAUAAAUAAUAAAACUUAUGUUUUGUAAAAUAAUGUGAAUCGUGCCUUUUGCGAGAACGAAAGAACGUUUUGUUUUUAACUUAAACUUUUAUUUCCAAAUAAUAUGGCAUUUUGUUUCUUGCUUUAAACUGUAUAU
Ciona intestinalis (vase tunicate) is the source of this 694-nucleotide messenger RNA. The record is from RefSeq and is a predicted model, not a curated record. NCBI's taxonomy places the organism in Eukaryota, Metazoa, Chordata, Ascidiacea, Phlebobranchia, Cionidae.